AUGUUUAUACUAAAAAUAUUUGUCUCCCUCAAUCUUCUAUCUACAGUUCGUUCUCAUCUAAAAGACGAUGAUCUGAUCAUUGAACCGUUGGAUUUAUUUCUUAAUUCAAGCGAUUCAUUGGGUAUUUUAUAUUGCAAUAGUCAAGUUCCAAUCGCUGCAGAAGGUAAAAUCCUAACGGCUUCGUUUGGCAAACCAGUAGAAGCGCCUCCGGCAUUUGGUUUUCGAACUGAAACACAUAAUUCAACAACACUUAAAAUUCUCAUUAAACCGAACAAUUUCAUCGGUGCGAAUUACAUCUAUUGUCAUUGGAAUAACAAUAUCACUUAUGGUCAGAAAGCGGAUCUUGUUAUUGGAGAAAAACCUGGUAUUAUUGAAUUGAAAGAACCUUGUCGUGCAUAUGAUUAUCUUUAUGUUGAAUGUCAAUUGCAUGCGCCAGUAAUUGCUCGCGGAUUUCAGAAUGGCUUUCGAAAACUUUUUGAUUUUACGGAACUGACGACAAAUGAGCGAUUCUAUCAUCAUGUACCGGAACUGAUCAAAAUUGUUAAUAAUGAAGAUUUGAUUUUUCGUUUCAAACCACUUGAUCGAGGUCACAUUCCCAAAGAUGUUCUGAUGAAUGUCAAUCUGACAUUAGCUGGUUUCGGUUCAUCAAUCUUCACAUUUUUCAUCAGGCCAAAGUUCACUACUCGCGUGGACUUUCGAAUAGAAAACAUUCUUUCAACACGUGCGACGAUUCACAUCAAAUACAACAAAACAGGCGCUGUGAGCAAUCGCCUAUGCUCAGGGUACAUUCAAUCACAGAAGGACUCCAACCGAUGGGAAUAUUUCUCAAACGUUACAGCAACUUCAAAUGAUAAGAUUGAACUUAGUUAUCUUCGACCGUCAACCGAAUAUCAAAUAUGUCUUCGUUGUUAUCAUAAACUAACUGAUGACUCCUUUGAUGAAAAACAUUGUCAAAAAAUAAUUACAGAAUCACUGUUUUCGAAUAAAUUCUUUGUGGCAAUCGUUAUCAUUGCAGGUGUACUAGUUAUUUUAAUUGUUCUAUACGUAAAACGACGAAUAGAUCAGAAGAAACAGUCAGCAAGCCAAACGACGAUCAAUCAGCAUGAUCCCUUGCUACAGCCUCCAGUUGUUGACUUACCAGUGCUUCGAGAACAGUCUAUCGGUUCCGCAGACACUCAGUCGAUUCAUACUGACCGAUAUGAACAUUUUGGAACUGAUUUCAACGAAACCAUAGGAGUGGCCGAUCGUGUUUGUCCAGAUACCAGGGACUUGACAUGUUCCAGAAUGAAUAUGUCAACGUAA
Molecule: messenger RNA, 1302 nt
Organism: Adineta ricciae
Lineage: Eukaryota; Metazoa; Rotifera; Eurotatoria; Adinetida; Adinetidae
Source: the annotation of a GenBank genome assembly